Aureobasidium pullulans EXF-150 is the source of this 1609-nucleotide messenger RNA. RefSeq lists its product as uncharacterized. The record is from RefSeq and is a predicted model, not a curated record. Bases 448 to 1539 code for a protein of 363 amino acids. Lineage: Eukaryota; Fungi; Ascomycota; Dothideomycetes; Dothideales; Saccotheciaceae. The transcript has 4 exons.
GGCAUUUUUGUAAAUCGGCAGUGUCCCUGUUAGCUGUCGCAUCACAGCCCGCUUCAACUUGAAGCAGUCCGCUGGCUUGACUUGGUUUCUGGUAUGAAACAUACCUCUGGCAAAUACAUCUUUGCUGCCACGUGCGACACAACUCCAACGGUUUCGGCUCUAGGGAAAGGGUCCAUCCGGCACUUCCAUGACAUGAACCUCGGGAGCACCGGCCCCUGAUCGCCGUCAUGCCUGGGUCCCAUACCUUGACAAGGCGAGAGCAUGCCUCCGAUGUCGAGCGCACAGGCACAGCGUGGCUGGGAUUGCUAGCCACAUCCUCGUGAACACGCCAGCACGAGAGUCCACUGUGAUCGAUCGUUUUAUGCUUGUUCUCUCUGAUGCUUCUUGGACCUUGCUGCAUUAUUUUCAGAUCAAUCAGAAGAUACUCUCACUGAUCGAGUAUCGACCAUGGCUAGAUCCAGGUUGAUACCUCAGGAGAAGACCAACCUCGGGAGCAGAAGCGUUGUGAAGACGCAACGGAAGAAGGAAGUGUUCAAUCGCUUCAAGACACCUGUACGGCAACACAUUGAACACCAUCGCAACGAGGAAAACACCGGAUUGUGGAUGCACUUUGGCGCCAUAAAGAUAGAAAACGCUUCUGGGGCAAGGGCUGAACGCCUGGAAGGUAUAGAGGGACUCUGCGGAUCGGAUGCUCAAUGCCCUAUCGAUCUGACCGGAGAUGACGAUUUACCCCAUAGUUCGAGCGCUGGACAUUCUUCGGAUGCUGAAGACCUUGACAGACUCAGCGUGGAGAACGGCGAGCCUUCUUCCGGACCUAGCAGAGACGCUGACAAUGAGUCUGCCGGUUGCAAUGCUAGGUCUUUGGUUCAAGAUGCCGUCAGAAGUGGACCACAGGUUCCAGAAGAGCUUGACGAUGAGGAAGACACUGGAGACGCUGCAGCGAGGACGCCAUGGAAUGUCGAGCAAUCCGCGGUCUUGCGCCCCAGAGUGGUUCAACAAGCCGUAGUUUCAGACUAUCAGAACGACAUCGAGAUGGCCCGACAACAUCAGCAGCGUACGCUGCGGGACUGGGCAGCUCUGCAGGUAAAACAGGCGAAAGAAAGGAGAAAAGACUGCCAUCCGGCAUGCAACUGCCACAAGCUCGAGCGCUUGAGAGAAAGCCAGAACCAGUCGAUGCUCUGCGAGUGUCACAAUGCCGGUCUCUACCACCGAAUAAGCGGAAAGUUUGAGGACGCUGGAGGUUUCGAUGCGCGAGGAUGGCCAAUCAUGACUCGGGAGAGGAGGAGGAGAUGGUGGGCAGAACAUUGGAGUCAUUGUCAUCGUGUCGUGGGCGAUGAGGAGCUGGUCAACAUGUGGUAUAUUCGAACACCAAAGCAGCGGCAUCAAGGAGCGCCAUGGGCGUUUGAUAUCAAGGGUGGGUUGUACCAGGAGAUGAGUUACCUCGAACCGCUGAUUCAUGCGAGAGGGCUUGAGAAAGGAGGCUAUGUAGUUGUAGUCUCAGAAAGAAGAAAUGGAGGUCGUCAGCUAGGACGUAGGUAGAUGGAGCACGAAGUAUGCGAAUGUCACUGUCAAUGUACAAAACUGAGGGGAGGUUGCGGCAGAGAGAGGG